AUGACGGAGAAGGAGAAGCGAAGAAGGCAGAAGCUGGUGAGCGGCAAGGGGUCGGGGACCGAGGACGAGGAGACGGAGGAGGAGGAGGAGGAGAAGGCUGAUGAUGUGAUGGGGCUUUUGGAUGACAAGUUCAAGUGCUCUUUUUGCAUGCAGCUGCCUGAGAGACCCGUGACUACACCCUGCGGUCACAAUUUCUGUUUAAAGUGCUUCCAGAAAUGGAUUGGGCAGGGUAAGCGCACAUGCGCAAAGUGUCGUGCUUCUAUACCACCAAAAAUGGCAUCCCAACCAAGAAUUAACUCAGCACUUGUUGUUGCUAUUCGUAUGGCAAAAACACCAAAACGAGCCGCACAAUGUAGCUCAACACCAUAUCAUUUUAUUGGUAAUGAAAGCAGACCUGAAACUGCAUUCACUACUGAGCGAGCUAAGAGGGCUGGCAAGUCUAAUGCUUGCAGUGGUCAAAUCUUUGUCACCAUUGCUCCAGAUCAUUUGGGUCCUAUCCUAGCAGAGCAUGAUCCAAAGAGGAAAAAGGGUGUACUUGUAGGGGAGUCCUGGGAGGAUAGAAUGGAAUGCAGGCAAUGGGGAGCACAUUUUCCACAUGUUGCGGGCAUUGCAGGACAGUCUGGUUAUGGGGCUCAGUCAGUAGCACUUUCUGGAGGAUACAUAGAUGAUGAAGAUCACGGGGAGUGGUUCUUGUAUACUGGAAGUGGUGGACGAGAUCUGAGUGGGAACAAAAGGACUAAUAAGGAUCAGUCUUUUGACCAAACAUUUGUGAAGCUUAAUGAAGCAUUACGUAUUAGCUGCAAAAAUGGUUACCCCGUUAGAGUGGUGAGAUCUCACAAAGAGAAGCGUUCUUCAUAUGCACCUGAAACUGGGGUGCGAUAUGAUGGAAUUUACAGGAUUGAGAAGUGCUGGAGAAAAGUUGGGAUUCAAGGUUUCAAGGUCUGCAGAUACCUUUUUGUUCGAUGCGAUAAUGAGCCAGCACCAUGGACAAGUGAUGAACAUGGGGAUCGACCUAGACCUUUGCCUGCAAUUGAGGAACUGAAGCAAGCGAUCGAUAUUACAGUGAGAAAGGGAAAGGCAGCAUGGGAUUACGAGGAGGGAUGUGGUUGGAAGUGGACCAGGCCGCCACCACCAAGUAGAAAGCUUCUGACCAGUGAAAAUAAUGGUGAAAGAAAAAGAAAAGCAAGAAAUGCUCCAAGUACCAUCAAGGAGAAACUUCUAAAAGAAUUCAGCUGUCAUAUUUGCUGGAAGGUUAUGACUCUCCCUCUUACAACGCCUUGUGCACAUAACUUCUGCAAGCUGUGUCUUCUUGAAUCCUAUGCUGAUCAAUCUUUUGUACGUGAGAGAACACGUGGAGGGCGAACUCUUCGAGCACAAAAGGUUGUGAAAAAGUGUCCAUCCUGUACAAAUGACAUAUCAGAAUUCUUACAAAAUCCUCAGGUAAACAGGGAGGUUAUGGAGUUGAUUGAAUCUCUCCAGAAGAAAAUUGAGGAAGAGAAUAUUGAAGGUUCAAUUGAGGAAGAAAGCGAGGUCAUGGAGAAGGUUGGGGAGGGAGGAGAUAAUGAAGACGAUGAUGAUGAUGAGGAGGAGACUCAGAGUGAUGCUGUAGAAGAGGAGUCGAGUGAGGAUAAGAUUGAUAAUCAAGGUAACAAAUUGAGUGAAGAUGGAAGCGAUGGUGAUGAUACAGAGAAAAAGAAACUCGAGUCAGCAAAUGGAGAUUCUGAGGUUAAUGCUGGGAACUCCUCAGAUGGUGAAGAUAACUGUCAGAGUCCAGCAAAGAAGACAAACAGCAAGCGGAAACAAACAGAGAGUACAAAAAGAGGUGGUAAGAAGGCAAAGAAGAGCGAGAGCGUUGGCGGUGGUGUUGAAGAUAUUGUUGAAGAUCUGAAGGUGGAGGAUGUGGGAGGAAGUUCUACGCCUAACGAUUUUAGUCCUAAACGUGAAGGUGGUAAGAAAAAGAGUCAGAUUCAGGCUAAUGGUUCGGGUCAUCUCUCUCCUAGCAGCCUGAAUAGAAGAGUAACUCGUCAGAUGAAACUUCAAGGUUUGUCAUGAUGCUGGGGAUGACUCUAUAAAGCCUUAAAGCAACUGCUCGUCUUUCAUCAAUAUAACUGGAAAUUUGUCCAUAGGCAUAACGUGUAGUUUGCCUUAAUUUUGAACACCUUAUGUUGAAGUGCUCUUCUCCUUUCUUUAUGCGGACAUAUCUAUUUAAAACCUUUUUUUGUCUAGCUUCUGUUCUUUUUAUACUUUAACGGAUGCUUCAUUUUGUAAGUGUCAUGUUCAUUUUAUGUUUUACGCUUAA
Messenger RNA from Asparagus officinalis (garden asparagus), 2299 nucleotides. Its product is annotated as E3 ubiquitin-protein ligase ORTHRUS 2-like. Gene Ontology annotation, molecular function: metal ion binding; ubiquitin protein ligase activity. Lineage: Eukaryota; Viridiplantae; Streptophyta; Magnoliopsida; Asparagales; Asparagaceae. The record is from RefSeq and is a predicted model, not a curated record. Gene Ontology annotation, biological process: negative regulation of gene expression via chromosomal CpG island methylation; protein ubiquitination.